UGUUAGGUGCAAUAAACUAUCUGAUUUUAUGUAAAAAUCUCAUCAAAGAAUAAUGCAACUCGCUCUAAGGUGAUUUUAUGUAAAAAAUAUCUCAUGGAAGAAUAAUGCAGCUCCAGAGUCUAGUGUCACAUUAAUUAGAUCUCUUUAUGAGAAAGAACUGCACUAACUGUAACAUUCACCCGAGUCUUUCAGAGCUUGUCUUUCAUUUUGCCUUUUUUAUCCCUCCCAUACCUGAAUGUAUCUUUCUAUGUAUAGGUGUUACUUGUUAGGAAAUGAUAUAAGUGCAAAGAAGAUUCCAAUUUCAAGGUUAUUGUAAAGCAGGUUCGAAAGAAUCUGCUUGGUUGUUCAUAAGGAUAAGAUUUCGACUGAUAACUUAUAUUCGCAGUCAACAUGAUAGUGAAAUCUUGCAUCAUUAACUGCAUGCUGCUCUGGGGAACCAUAACUAUAUAUAAAUAGCACUUCAAGGGAUUCAGAUAUCAGUGCCUACAUAGCUAUUUUUUUCUAAGCCGUGUCUGUUAAGACUUGUCUUAAACUUCAUAAACCAAGAAUGGAUACUAAGUUUUCGCAAGAGCAACUAGUGCAAUUACGGAGAUCUCUUUUUGACGAGGGAUAUCUUGAUGAGCAGUUUAUUCAACUGGAGGAGUUACAGGACGAUGCCAACCCUGAUUUUGUAGAGGAGAUCGUGACCUCAUAUUAUGCCGAUUCAGUUAGACUAAUCCAGAAUAUUGACCAAGCACUAGCAAAGCAUCCACUAGAUUUUGAGAAACUGGACAACUACAUGUACCAGUUCAAGGGCAGUAGCUCAAGCAUCGGAGCUAAGAAAGUAGUACUUGAAUGCGCGCUGUUUAGGAAAUACUGUGCAGCAGGAAAUACUGAAGGGUGUGUCAAGACCUUUCAGAUGAUAAAGCAAGAGCAUGCGAUGUUGAGAAAGAAACUUGAGGCUUAUUUUUAGUUUUCAAGUUCGGCUUGAGGGAUUUAGGGACAAGAAGUCACCUUAGAAUCAGAAAUCUUGUGUUACUAAUGUGUAAUAUUCAGUAAUAAUGUUGUGUCAAUUUUGGUUGUAGGUCAUAUCUCAUAUGUACAUCAUAUGUUUGUCGUCUCCUGCGACUAAACUAGAGCAGCUAUAUAUACCAAUGCAACAGGAUAACAGCAGAUUCAUUACA
This is a messenger RNA of Beta vulgaris subsp. vulgaris (sugar beet), 1163 nucleotides long. Its product is annotated as histidine-containing phosphotransfer protein 4. Gene Ontology annotation, cellular component: nucleus; cytoplasm. Gene Ontology annotation, molecular function: protein histidine kinase binding; histidine phosphotransfer kinase activity. The record is from RefSeq and is a predicted model, not a curated record. Bases 548 to 952 code for a protein of 134 amino acids. Gene Ontology annotation, biological process: phosphorylation; phosphorelay signal transduction system; cytokinin-activated signaling pathway. The transcript is spliced from 5 exons. NCBI's taxonomy places the organism in Eukaryota, Viridiplantae, Streptophyta, Magnoliopsida, Caryophyllales, Amaranthaceae.